Messenger RNA from Harmonia axyridis, 6794 nucleotides. RefSeq lists its product as uncharacterized. Lineage: Eukaryota; Metazoa; Arthropoda; Insecta; Coleoptera; Coccinellidae. Gene Ontology annotation, biological process: protein localization to kinetochore involved in kinetochore assembly; mitotic sister chromatid segregation; mitotic spindle assembly checkpoint signaling. Gene Ontology annotation, cellular component: cytoplasm; kinetochore microtubule; RZZ complex. Gene Ontology annotation, molecular function: small GTPase binding. The transcript has 23 exons. The coding region runs from base 283 to 6162 and encodes 1959 amino acids. The record is from RefSeq and is a predicted model, not a curated record.
UAUGAAAUAUGAACAGAAAGAUUUUAAAUUAUAGAUAAAAAUAGGAAUACUUUUAUCAAACUCUGUGCUAUUAUUUGAAAGUUAUUUUUAAUAUUUUUUUCUAACGGAAUGUCGCUUUUCACCCCUUUUUUUCAAAGCUGGAGAUAGAAAUUAAUCAUAAAAAUUUAUUGAAUUAAUCGUUUUUCUUUUUUUCAUGGUUUAUGAUUGCCUAUCGAAAUAUUUAUAUUAAUUAUUAGUGCCUAUCGUUUUUGAAACAAUUCAGUUGAACUUGAGAAACUAAAGAUGGAUAUAGAAGUUGAGUGCGGCUUCAAUACGAAUGAUGAAACAAUUAAUUUUGGGAGUAGAAAAAUUGCCGACAAUGCUCCUUAUGAAUCUGUCACAUUUGCUUCCUUGAAAAUUAAAGCAAACAGUUUGAGAGAACCUGCAAUUGCAUCAAAAUUAAAUGAGGAUAAAUUAUACUGUAGUGUCAAUGAGUUUUUUGGAGUAUUUCUAGAUGGAGAACGUAGUACACUCAAAUUUUUCCAUACUGCUGAUCACAUCAUUGAUGAGUUUUUCUAUUAUACUUCUAGCAAAUUACUCUUUUUAUUCUUGAGAGAUGGCUCAUUGCAAGUUCUGAAGGAAAUCUCAGAAGAAUUCAACGUUUUACAUAAAGUUGAAAUAGUAAAAAAUGAACAGUUGGAUGAGAAGUUUUUCAUCAACUCCUAUUCUUUGGAUUUUGAGCAAAACAAGAUAUAUCUAUUGUUGGUUACUUCAAAUGGACAAAUAUUAAGAUUGAAUAUUCAGGAACCUAUUGAUUCAAAUAUCACAUUAUCUCCUGAAACAAUUCGUAAUAUUGAAAGUAAAAUUGAACAUUCAACAUACAAUAAUGGAAAAUUGUUUCUUCAUGGUUCCAAAAUGUGGGUUCUAGAUUUGCUUACAGAUAAUCUGAUUUCAUCCAAUCCUCUUGAUAUCAAAUUUGUAAAGUUCACUGGAUUCAUGAUAUUAUCUCUUCUAAGUUCCGGUAAAGUAGCAUAUAUCUGUCCAGUUACUUUGCAGCAUUACUUCAAAAAUAUGGACCAUCCAAUUAAUGAAAUGUCUAUAAUAAAUGAUGAAAGAGGUAAUAUGAAAUUUAUUACUGCUACUUCUAUUAAAGAUGCUUCCGGAAAUAUUCAACUUUAUUUAUUCCGUCCAGAUUUCUCUAUAAUAUAUACUUUAACAAUUGGCAAUGAUGUAAUAUUAACCAAUAUGGAUUCUGAAGUGAAUGAAAUCAAAUAUAUAUCUCUGAUCAAAAGUGAAGGAGAAUUGAACGAACUCCGCUUCCAAACCAUUGUUGAAACGGAUCCACAGAAACGUCUGAAAAGACUGCUUCGCAGAAAUAUGUUUGAUGAGGCUGAACAGUUUGCCAGAAGUGAGAAUCUCGAUGUCAAUAUUGUUAGUAAAGAAAAAGCAAAGGUGAUAGCAGAAAAAUGGAGGAUUACCAGCCGGGACGUUGAUGUGCUCAUAAAUAUUUUUAACACUUUAGACGACCAUUUAUUUAUUCUGGAGUGUUGUUCAAUAGUAGAAGAUACUUGUGAGAAUGCUGACGAUCUUAUAAGAAUAAUGAAAUAUGCCUGUAACAUACAGGCAUCUAAGAAAGAUGAAACUGCGAAAGAAAUGCAAUACAAUUGUAAUAGAUUGCUUAUAAAAUUCAACCUCUUCAGACUCGCAGGAUAUUGUGAUAUGAAUCAGUGGAAGUCUUUUUCUGAUGAAAACUUGAUUAAUGAAAUGAAAAAAUUACUCAAACAGCAAAAAAUAUUUCAAGCCAUUACCGUAUAUAGUCAUUUAUCACAAACUGAAAUAGAAAGCUUAGAUGAGAAGUGCAUUCAGGAAAUACUCGAUUUGUUGAACGCCAUAGAUCUGUAUGACGUUAAUCCUAUUCUUCCCAAGUUUAUGUCAUUAACGUUAAAAUGGUUACCGUCAUCUCUAAAGUUAUUUAUGGAUUGGUUGGAGAUGAAGAUGUUCCAUUUGGAAAAACAGCACAGCCAUGAGUUCCCCGAAAAUGCCAUUGAAUUUUUGCAAGCUAAUUCUAAAUGUUUAAACAUAAAACACACAAAUUCGUAUAUGUUAGAUAAGGAAAUCAAGAAUUGCAGUGAAAAAGUUGAAACAUUGCUCAAAAUACUCAAUAAUGCAGAAAUUUUGAAAUCACAAUUUGGAGUGAGAAUGGCUGUGAGUGAUUUGAUGCAGGAACCACAAAUUGUUGUGAGGAACCUUCUCAAUUUAGAUCUCACAAUUGAUGUGUACAAGUCAAUUCUCCAAGAAUUUACAUAUAAAUAUAUCAUUGAGAAUAAUUUGGACCCUGAUGAAAUAUUUUAUAAUGCCCUUAUUGACAGCCUGAAAUAUCAAGAAAGCUAUUGGUCAAAUACUAUCGGGUCCAUACUAAGUUGCAUAAUUUCACAUGAUCUAAAAUUGCAAGCAGUUGAAAAAAUUUUCAGUAGAGCUAAAUUGCCAUGGAGUGAUAAUGUGAAACAAAUUGGGAUACAGACAUUGAAAGAAUGCUAUCCGAAAUCUGGCAAUGUUCAACAGCAAAUGGCAGAAGAGCCUAAAAUGACAGUUCUGAGCAGAUUAGAGUAUAAAUUCGAAAUCUCUAAUUCUAACAUAUAUGACUUGCAGUUUCUGGUGAGAAGAAUUAUACGUUGUAAUUUACCAUCUAUGAUAUCUGAUGCUUUCACAGUAUGCGAAGACAAAGAUUAUCACAAAAUUGAAACUAUGAGACUAUUACUACAUCAUUUUAUUGAAAAAGGAGAUUUCAAUAAUGUUUUCAAAUUACUGGAGGAAGAUGAUGUUAUUGUUAAAGAAGGUCUAGAAUUUGUUCUGGCUGAUAUAGAUCAUAUAAGUGAAAUUUGGACACCUUCUGAAGCUGAAAACUAUGCAUAUAUUUUAAAUUCGAAAGAUUUGACUGAACAAUACAAUUCCUUAUGUAAAAAUGAAUUUGAUUCAUAUAAGUGGCAAAAAGAGACAAGUUCAUUUUUUGCAGCAUACAAAAUUAAAACGUAUUUUCAUGUGGAAGUAUCAGGAAUUGAUAUAUCUCAGCCUGAUAUGAGAAAAAAUCUGAUAAAUGAAAUCAGGCCAAAAAUUAUACAAGAAUAUGAAAGUGGACAUAAAUCACUUUUGGAAAUGCUGGAAUCCCUGAGAGUUUUAGCAACAAUUAUGGGCAUCAGUAAAGAGAAGCUUUAUUCUCAGUGUUGGAAAAUAGUUAAAGUUAACAAAAAUGAAUUCCUGUAUAGAGUUGCUGAAGAAUUUUUGAAUGACUCAGUUAAUGUUAAAUAUCUAUGUCUCCUUGUAGUAUAUAUAAUGGAAAACAUUUAUUAUAAAAAUGUAAGCCCAGAAACUGAAAGUUCAUUCUCAGAUUCGUUCUCAGCUUCUUACGGAACAGAAGCGACAAACUCUUAUUUUGGAAAAUUUAUUAAAAUGGCAUCACAAUUGAUAUCCAAGGCCAUUUGGAAUGCUGAUGUUGAUGAUUUAGCAGCUUGUUUGAAAAUAGUUCCAUGGGUGAACUCUAUCUUCUUUUUUAAUAGAUAUAAAAAGCAAGAUAAACAGUCUGAUGUUUUUAGUGAUGACCUUUUUGCCAACGAUAUCAUUCCUAGUUUUACAAGCCUUUUAGCUAUCCACAAAGUGUUCAAUUUGUAUACCUCGUUUAUAGCACAAUCAGAAAAUAUCAGUUAUAAAUACCUCUCAUACUAUCAGAGAAAUGGAGAAAUAAUGUCAGAGGAAUGUCUUCUGAACCGAAUCCAAGAUUUGGAGGUAUACUUGGUUGUUUUAAAUCAAGAGAGCGAGUCGUUGCUAGCAUACAAAUUGUUGACUACAUUACAAACUCAAUUAAUGGUUUAUGGAGUUUUAGAUCCACGAAUUUAUGGGACCUUGAAAGGAAUUAUAAAAAAACAUUUCAUACCAAAUCUGAUUCAACAUUCCCUUUUGAUGGGUCAAAUAAACAAGAAUUUGUUACAAACAUCUUUGCGUUGGUGUGAUGCCGAAGAGACAGAAAAAUUCAUUGUACGCACCAUGCAGCAUAAUAGAAAAAUUCCAGAGAGAGUCACAGUAAUAUCCGAAAUUGCUGUCAGAUUGUUCGAUUUCCACAAAAAAAAUGAACUUUCUUCAUAUUUCAAAGAAGUUAUGCUUAGUGCUUCCUGGUGGGAAAGAUUGAAACACCUCAAUAUUGAACUAGAUUUGUUCUUUAGGGAAACUAGAGAAGGAAGACUGAAACUUAUUAUACAAUCUGAAGAAUUUGAUAUCAAACUUAUCAAAGAUUAUUGUGAAGAUUACAAUCUGGCUGAUAUACAGUCAUUCUAUUUAUUCUAUCUCAAAACUCAUUUAUUGAAGUGGAAACCUCGAUAUGAAAUAGAAACAAAUAAUAUUGGGAGAAGGAAACUCAUUAUGAAAGGAAAUCAACAAAAAGAACUAUUUCAAAAAUGUGAGGAAGUUUUACAUUAUAUUGUCAAUAAGGAAAAAGUAGAGAAGAUGUUAGAAGAGAUUUGGAGUCAAGUCAAUUUCUAUUAUUACGAAGUAUUCAUUUGUAUAUUAGAUCUGUAUAGAGAAAGGUCAUUCAAACAUUUAGAAUUGAUGUUGAAAUUUUUGGAAACUUACGAAAGGAUAAAUAAACCAACCGAUAUUGAAAUUGAAAAAUGGUUCAAUACCUUCUCGGAUUCCCAGUCUAUAGAACCAUUAUCAGAAUUCAGAAUUUUAUUCAAUAGCUCAUUACUGGAAUCUAAAGAUAUUUGGAAUAUUAUUCGCAAAGAAAUCAGUUUGGAAAAUUGUACAAAAUGGUUUGAAGCAGUACAAGCUUUCAGCUAUUUAAACGUGGACAACAUUUGUUCAUUUUUAGUUAAGGAACUGGUAGCUCAGGGUGUACUGAAAAUUAUAAAACCAGGAGAUUGGGUGAUACCAAAGCAUACACUCCUAUUCAAUGAAAUUGAUAAUUGCCUAGAUUACAUGAAGGAUGAUAUGAAGAAGUUAACUGCUGCUUAUUUAUUGCUAUCAAACACACCUGAAGGUGCUGAUCAAGUUACGAUUGCUGAGAUUGCAUUUAGAUAUGCAAAUGAAUAUAAAAUGAAAACUAGUGAUUCACAGGUUUCUAUUGCUAAGAUUGAGAAGAAAUACCAAAGGUGUUUAUCCAUGCAGAUAUUACAUAAGCACAAAUUAGCAGAACCGCAUUAUAUAGAUUUGAUACUGAACAUUGAACAUCUAUUAUUAGCUCUUUACCAUGAUGAGAGAAUAGUUAGAAAAAUGAACAAUUUUUGCCAAUAUUGUCCAGACAUAAAUACUGCAGCCGAAAAGUUGGCCGAAGUAUUUAAUUUUGACAUAAAACAAUUCCGAGAAAAAUUAGUUACCAAUUACCUGAUGGAUUCCAAUUUGAUUGACUUUAGUGGCGAUAUUGCAAUAGAAUAUUUGAAAAAGCUGAAUUCAAAUGAAAAAAGUGAAGAAGAGAGAAGUGAAAAUAACCUCAAAAGGGCUGCAUACAUAUGUUCUGAUAAAAUUCUGAUAUGGCAUGAUUAUCUAUGGAAUAAAGAAUAUAGGAGUAAUAAGUCCGACUUCUAUAGGGCUAGAUGUGUGAAGUGUUUGCUCAUAUUUGCAGAUAAAAUAGCAAUUACUACAUUAUCCAAACAGAGCUUUGAGUCCAUUUUGGCUAUUUAUGACCAACUCACACUCUCCAGUAUUUUGUCCAAGUUUGGCCUACAGAUAAAUUUGAAUGAUACGAGUACUUGGAACAUUGUAACAAAAAAACUUGCUCUUAUUGGUUCUCGAGAUAGUGUUCUUGCCAUGGCCAAAGUUUGUAAGAUACUAAAGAUAAAGAAAAUGAAAUAUUGGGAAUUCAUAAUUGGAAAUAUGGACCGUUGCAAAAUGUAUUCAGAUCUAAUAGAAUUUCUAGAAUACACAAAAAAUGAAGAUUUCAAAUAUGAGAAGUUCUAUAUAGAUGCAUGGACAAAUCUCAUUGGUUAUACUGUAAAUAAAAUUUUGACAUUGGAAGAAAAUGAAAAAGAAGAUAAAAUAAGCAAAGACUUAAUUAUACUGCAAAAAUGUCCUGUUAUGUUUUUACUGGACUUGAAUGAUUUAAUCCAAAAAUGCAUUCAAUCAAAAAAUCAAAGAGUUGCUGAGAUAUUAGUGCAAUAUUUUCCAAAGGACGAGUUUCUAGAGUCCACCUUGGAAUGAUAUGGAAAUCAACCACAACAUAUCAUAUAUGUAUAUAAUAAUUUAAGGUACAAAGCUAAACAAUUGUACAAUAUUGUUCAAAAACAAAGUUGAUUGUAAUUACAUACGUGAAUGUUUUAUUAAUAAAUUUUCUUACAGUGACUUAAUAAGACACAGUGGCGAUACUAGUGGUCUCGUUUUUGAUUGGCUGCCGGUUUCUGAGCCUAAAUAUGGCGACUUGUUCAGUCAAACGUAUUCUUAAGUUCUUUGGUUAAGUCCCGCCCCAUUUGCCGUUUUUAGGCUCAAUUUAAAAGUAUUGUCGCCACUGUGUUUUAUAUAAAUAUGCCGCUACCUUUAUCCUUAUUAUCAAACUUGUAUACCGAGUUCUAUAUGAUACAGUUUUCUACCAUAAUUAUAGAUAUCUAUAUUCGGUAUGUUUUAUCAUCUAUUGGAAAGUAUUGUAUAUCUGAAAAAUCAAAAAUAAAAGACUGAGGAUUUCCCAAUACUUAUGAUAGAAAACAACAAAAUUUGUAAUACAGCUAAAAAAUUAUCAGGAAAAAGAAAAUAACAAGAAAAAUUAUUUUAAAAAUAUAAUGCUAUAUUAAAUUUGGCCAACACAACAAUUGUUGCAAAUAUUAAAUAAUUAGUAAAAA